AUGCCAAGGCAUAAGCCUGUAAUUCCACCCCUUACUACUUCGCCUGUGAAAAAAUAUCAGCCAUAUAAUUUAAAAAGACCUAAAAAAUAUGCCGAUUUCCUUGGCCCCCAAUCCGCACCUGAAUCUGAACCCUCAACGUCCAAAAAGAAAGGACAUAAGCACGUCCCAGCCACUGAAGUCCCUAUUUCCCAGCUGUCACGAUGCAUUGAGAUAGCAAACGCCAGCAGCACCGUGAUGACACAAUGCUGGGGGCCUGGCAUUGAGCCUAUGCAUUGGUGGCAGGUGCCAAAUUGCCAUGAUCAUGUAGGAAAUGCAAUGUCAGCGGAUGCCAGCAAUGUUUCGACUCCCCCUUCAAUGCCAGCUCUAAAAAAGGAAUCACCAAUAUGGGAAGCAUCCCCUCAGGGUUGGCUGGAAAAUAUCACAGAGCCCACUCCUUCAGGCCCAGACACUGCUCUGUCCCCUACACUGUUGCGGUCAGCUUCCCGAAAGCAGGCCAAGAGAGCAUUACAAAAUCUGCAAAAGCAAGUUGCAUGGCUCCAUUGGCGCUGUGAUGUAAUACACAAAGCGGUGGAAAUCUAUCUAGGUCUAGAGGCGAAGAAGGCAGGACAUGUGCCCCUUGCCACCCCCAGCGAGACGUUGUAUGAUGGAAAUGGAAAACUGCAAACACCAGCAGCAUCGCUGUGCUCCCACUGCAAUACAUCUUUCCAGUUUCAUUCACUCAUGAUGAUCACAUUCUCAGGUACAUUUGCGUUCUGA
Cantharellus anzutake is the source of this 756-nucleotide messenger RNA. RefSeq lists its product as uncharacterized. Bases 1 to 756 code for a protein of 251 amino acids. The transcript has a single exon. NCBI's taxonomy places the organism in Eukaryota, Fungi, Basidiomycota, Agaricomycetes, Cantharellales, Hydnaceae. The record is from RefSeq and is a predicted model, not a curated record.